Colletotrichum siamense is the source of this 1491-nucleotide messenger RNA. It is a transcript of the gene sorD-3, whose product is annotated as FAD-linked oxidoreductase sorD. The record is from RefSeq and is a predicted model, not a curated record. The transcript has 5 exons. NCBI's taxonomy places the organism in Eukaryota, Fungi, Ascomycota, Sordariomycetes, Glomerellales, Glomerellaceae. Gene Ontology annotation, molecular function: FAD binding; oxidoreductase activity. Bases 1 to 1491 code for a protein of 496 amino acids.
AUGGCUUCCACCGAGCAGAAGACGUGGCGUGCUGCCCUGACCUUCGCUGGCGGAGCUGUCAUUGCCCAGUACCUUUUCGGUUCUGGUCCUAUCGUUGCACCAGCUCCCUCAAGUCUUGAGGCGUGCCUCAAUGAUGUGUGCUCCGGCCGAGACGACUGCGUUCGACUCGGUAACACGGCCGAAUGGGCUCAGCCGUUCAAUCUCGGCCAGAGCUCCGUCCCGGCUGCUAUCAUCAGGCCCAAAGACGCCCAGGAGAUUGCGGGCGUCGUCAAGUGUGCUCUCAAGCACGACACCAAGAUCCAGGCUAAGGCUGGCGGACACGGAUUUGGGAACCAUGGCCUUGGCGGUGAAGAUGGUGCCAUCUCAGUUGACAUGCACCAUUUCCAAUACACCUCCGUCGACAUGAUGACUCCUUCUCGGAACGUUCGAGUUGGCGGUGGUACGCGGCUCGGGCAGAUUGACGAGCACCUCCGUGCUCAUCAGCGAGUCAUUCCCCAUGGCCUUUGUGGAGGCAUCGGGAUUGGUGGUCACGCCACCGUCGGAGGCAUCGGGCCCAUGUCUCGUAUGUGGGGAACCACACUGGACCAUGUAGAGGAAGUUGAGGUUGUCACUGCCAAUGGCACAGUCACGAGGGCUAGCAACCAUCAGAACUCCGACCUUUUCUUCGCUCUGCGAGGUGCUGGCGCUGGCUUUGGCAUCGUCACCGAGUUCGUGAUGAAGACGCAUCCCGCCCCAGAGCAGAUUUUCUUCUACACCAACGAGUUAAAGUUCAGCAACCUGGAUGACAAGGUUGAAGCAUUCCAUAGCUGGCAAUCGUUGGUUGCCGACCCAACCCUGGACAACCGACUUGGCACCGACUUUACCCUGACCCCUUCAGGCGUACGCAUCUCGGCUACGUGGUACGGUUCAUGGGAGGAGCUUCAUCAGUCCAACAUUAUGGGCAGACUCCCGGCUGGCGGUGCUGCUUCCCUUAGCCAGGAGACUUGGGACAGCUCCAUUGCGAAGAACGCAGCUGAGGAGUCACGUCACUUGUCUGCUAGCCCUGGCAAAAUCUUCUCCAAGGGCCUCGGCUUCACUCCGGAUGACAUACUUUCUCGGCCUGCAAUCGCCGAACUCUUUGAAUCAUUAGAGUCUCAAACAGAGGAAAAGUCAUGGUCCAUUCGGUUCCAGGCUGUGGGCGGUGCCAUCUCAGAGGUCCCCACAGGCGCAACAGCUUUCGCCCACCGCGACAAGUUCAUGUUCUACCAAUCUUACGCCGCUGGAGACUGCAAGACUACCAAGAACUUCCUCGAAAACUUCCACCGGGAGAUCCUCAACAUCGUCCCAACGGAGGCUACUGGAACUUACCCUGGAUUUGUCGACACGUCACUGAGGGAUGCGCAGGAGUCGUACUGGCAGGGAAAUGUCCCGGCGUUGGAGCAGAUCAAGACGGUUUGGGAUCCAAAGGAUGUUUUCCACAACCCGCAGAGUAUCCGUCCGAUAACUGCUUAA